Ilyonectria robusta is the source of this 3248-nucleotide messenger RNA. RefSeq names its product Six-hairpin glycosidase-like protein. Gene Ontology annotation, molecular function: Glc3Man9GlcNAc2 oligosaccharide glucosidase activity. The record is from RefSeq and is a predicted model, not a curated record. The transcript is spliced from 9 exons. Lineage: Eukaryota; Fungi; Ascomycota; Sordariomycetes; Hypocreales; Nectriaceae. Gene Ontology annotation, biological process: protein N-linked glycosylation; oligosaccharide metabolic process. The coding region runs from base 146 to 3208 and encodes 1020 amino acids. Gene Ontology annotation, cellular component: endoplasmic reticulum membrane.
AGAUCUAGCGAUCGCUUGCCUCCCAUCAUCCGACUCGGCAUCUCUCUCGUUGUUGCAAUUGCAGCCAUUCCCCGCAUCGAAAAGCGACUUCGUGCUACCCCUCGCCAAUCCACACCACCUCCCUCGACAAGCUCCUGCUGCCACCAUGGUGGUCUUUGAAGGCCACGAGUUCCUCACUGAGGAGGAGAGGCGCCUCAAGGAAGAUCGUGAUCGUACCAAGUACUGGAAGAAAUGGGGUCCCUACGUUUCUGAGCGACAAUGGGCCACAGUCAGAGAAGAUUACAGCGCCGACGGAGACGCUUGGAGCCAUUUCCCCCACGAUCACGCCCGGUCCCGAACCUUCAGGUGGGGCGAAGACGGCAUCGCAGGUGUGUCCGACACCCAUGGCUGGCAGAAUAUUGCCUUCGCCUUUUGGAAUGAAGAAGAUGAUUUCCUCAAGGAGCGCCUCUUCGGCCUUUCCAACCCGCAGGGCAAUCACGGAGAGGGCGUCCGGGAAGCCCACUUCCAUGUUGACAACACCCCGACUCACUCUUACAUGAAGUUCCUCUACAAGUACCCUCAGAAGAAGUUUCCCUACCAAGAGCUGCGUGACGAAAGUGCUCGCCGAACGAAGGAAGACAGAGAGCACCAGAUCACCGACACCGGGGUGUUUGACGAGGAUAGGUACUGGGACAUCUUCAUCGAAACUGCCAAAGAAACCGACGACCCUGACGAGAUUCUUUUCCGAGUCACGGCCUGGAACAGAGGCCCCGAUCCUGCUCCGUUGCACAUCAUUCCCCAUGUCUGGUUCCGCAACACUUGGAGCUGGGGCAGAGAACCCGAGAGCAAGAAGCCAUCCAUCAAGUACCAGGAUGAAACGAUGGUCAAAUCAGACCAUUGGAAUCUGGGAGAGCGUUACGUCCUAUGCUCUCCAUCCCCUGGUGUGGGAUCUAGUGGAAAGGAUGUCAUGCCUAAGUUCAUGUUCACUGAAAAUGAUACGAACUUCAAGGCUUUGUACGACCAAGAGAACAAGCAGCCAUAUGUCAAGGAUGCUUUCCACAGAUACAUCGUGGACGGUGAAAAGGACGCCAUCAAUCCUGCCCAGACUGGCACAAAGUGCGGCGCAUGGUUCAGCUUCAACGAAGACGGUGGUGUGAAUCCCGGAGAGUGCGCCGUCGUUCGAUUCCGCUUCACUAAGCGGGAUGAUGGCUACCUCGAUGAAGAAGAGUUCGAUGAUGUGAUUGAGAAUCGCAUUGAAGAAGCCGAUGAGUUUUACUACAGACUUAGCCCCCUACCUAUGGCCGACGAUCUUCGCAACAUUCAACGUCAAGCAUUCUCAGGCAUGAUGUGGACGAAGCAACACUAUUACUUCGUCUGGGAUCACUGGGCGAACGGCGAUCCUACCAUGCCUCCCCCACCCGACUGUCGUAAAGGGAUAAGGAACUCACAAUGGAAGCAUAUGCACUGCGACGACAUCCUGUCGAUGCCCGAUUCCUGGGAAUACCCCUUCUUCGCUGCAUGGGAUAGUGCGUUCCACUGCAUCCCGUUGGCCAUGAUUGACCCCGACUUUGCCAAGAAGCAGCUCGACCUCUUCACCCGCGAGUGGUACUGCCAUCCAAACGGGCAGCUUCCAGCAUAUGAGUGGAACUUUGGCGAUGUGAAUCCACCAGUCCACGCUUGGGCUACGUUCAGAACCUUCAAGAUUGAGCGGAAGAUGUACGGCCGUCAAGAUCUUGAAUUCCUUGAGCGUGUGUUCCAGAAGCUCCUCCUUAACUUCACAUGGUGGGUAAACCGUAAGGAUGCCGACGGCAAGAACGUUUUUGAAGGAGGCUUUUUGGGGCUGGACAACAUUGGCUUGUUCAACCGCUCAGAGCCCUUGCCCACGGGAGGCGUGCUAGAGCAAGCAGACAGCACCGGUUGGAUGGCGUUCUACUGCCUCUCCAUGCUGAACAUUGCCCUGGAAUUGGCCAAGCAUCGUCGCGUCUAUGAAGACAUUGCAUCGAAAUUCUUCGAGCAUUUCAUCUUCAUCAGUGACGCAAUGACUUUCCGAACUGGUCUGAAGGAGGAGCAAUCGCUCUGGAACGAGAAAGACGGGUUCUACUAUGAUGCCAUUUCAUGGGGCGGCCCCUGGAUCCAGCAACUUCCUGUCAGGUCGCUCGUGGGCCUGAUUCCCCUCUAUGCGACUAUCACGCUAGAACCCGAGCUACUGAACAAGCUCCCGUCGUUUAAAAAGAGGGUUGAUUGGUUCAUGGAGAACCGUUGUGACUUGGCAGAGAGAAACAUGGCCAGUAUCCGAAAGCGCGGAAAGGGAAAUCGACUCCUGCUCUCCAUCGUCAGCAAGGACAGACUGGAGAAGAUUCUCAAGCGCAUGCUUGACGAGGAUGAGUUCUUCAGCGACCAUGGAAUUCGAUCUUUGUCCAAGUUCCACAAGGAGAACCCGUUCUCGAUGGACGUCAAUGGGCAGAAGUUUGCAGUCGGAUACGUGCCAGGCGACUCUGACAGUGGGCUCUUCGGCGGAAACAGCAACUGGAGAGGUCCGAUCUGGCUGUGUGUCAAUUUCCUCCUGGUCGAGUCGCUGCAGCGCUUCUUCCUCUUCUACGGACCUGAGUUUCAGGUUGAGUGCCCAACUGGUAGCGGGGACUUCAUGCAUUUGGGCAAGGUUGCUGAAGAGAUCCAGCACCGUCUGCAACAUCUCUUUGCUCGAACUGACGACGGCCGGCGAAGCAUCAACGGAGGUGACGAUCGGCUCGACUUUGACGAGCACUGGAAGGACUACCUCUGGUACUACGAAUUCUUCGACGGUGAUUCUGGGCGUGGUCUGGGUGCCAGUCACCAGUGUGGCUGGACAGGACUCAUUGCUCGCAUGAUUCACGAUACUGGUGUCAACUGUCGUCUCCCCCAAACCCCUCGAACGCCAUCUAUCGGGAUGUCACACUACUUUGAUGAAAUGGUCAGCCGGACCGUCGAUCACGGCACCCAUGCUAACGGCAUGCCUCGUCUAAGACGGUCGUCUACGGCACGCUCAAUCGGAGCACGUAGUGACUUUGAUGACGACAGUCACUCGGCCAAUUCAGUCCGCCUCGAUGAUCCAGAACGGGUCAGAGAGCGGAGCGUGGCUGAUGGUCACAUGCAUAGCUACAUCUCAGAGCAGUUGAGCAGAUACAGGGACGAGAGUCUCUCGGGCAACUACGAACAUGACGAUGAGUUUGAAGCCAAGGCAUCAUCUUGAAGGGCCCAGGGAUGGACGUGGCGAUCAGGAGAAGAGCGAA